This is a messenger RNA of Babesia sp. Xinjiang, 2187 nucleotides long. Its product is annotated as Nucleolin. Gene Ontology annotation, cellular component: nucleus; ribonucleoprotein complex; cytoplasm. The record is from RefSeq and is a predicted model, not a curated record. The coding region runs from base 1 to 2187 and encodes 728 amino acids. Gene Ontology annotation, molecular function: mRNA binding. The transcript has 3 exons. Lineage: Eukaryota; Apicomplexa; Aconoidasida; Piroplasmida; Babesiidae.
AUGGUAAAGGAAACGAAGAAAUCAAAGAAAGAAGCUGUAGCCGCGAUGGAAGGUCGCGCCGCCGCGACCAAAACCGCCAAAGCCGGAAAAGCAAAAAAGGUAGACAAGAAAAGGGCCUGGUUUUCAUUUGGAACUACGGGAAAGGACUCUAGUAGUGACGAUGAAGGUGCUACUCAACACGUAGUCGCCAAAACUGCUUCCAAAAACAAGGGUGCGCCUGAGUCGUCGGAUUCAAGCUCUGAAACUGAUUUUGAAGUAGUUCCCAAAGAAACUGCGGCAAAACAAGUUAACAAGAGACCUGCAGAUGAAAACAGGGGCGCCGCGCAAAAGAAAACCAAGAGAGCCGCAGCUACAACCACCAAGGCUUCUCAAAAGGCACCUGCCAAGAAAACACCGGCAAAAAAGGCUGUGGUUGUUAAAAAAGCCCAACAAGUGAAGAGUGACGAUGAAUCUGACGAUAGCGAUGAUGAUUCAAGUGAGGAGGAUGUCGUACUCGCAAAAGCGCCAGAGGCAUCGGGACACUUGACUCAGACAAAGCAAGACGAUGCUGAAGACGACGAAGACAGUGAAGAUGACGAUGAUUACACUGGCGGUGAUGAUGAUUCUGAAGACGACUCAGGUGACAGCGACGAUGACGAAGACUCUGAAAGUGACGAAGAUGGCGAUGUUGGAACCACAAAGGAGGCAGAAGAAAAGGACUCCGACGAAUCCGCAGAUGAUUCUGAAGAGUCUGAUGAUGAAGACGUUGCACCAGUAAAAUCAAUCUCGAAGCCCGACGUUUCUGAGGACUCUGAUUCCGAAGACUCCGACGAAUCCGCAGAUGAUUCUGAAGAGUCUGACGAUGAGGACGUUGCACCAGUAAAAUCAAUCUCGAAGCCCGACGUUUCUGAGGACUCUGAUUCUGAAGAUUCAGACGACUCGUCAGAUGAAUCAUCAGAUGACGAGGAAGAAACCGCAGUUAAGCCGAUCUCCAAGCCGAAAGUCACGGAAGAAUCCGAUUCCGAAGAUUCCGAUGAAUCUUCAGAUGAUGAAGAAAUGGUUUCGGCUAAGUCUACGCUUAAACCACAAGUAUCUGAAGACUCCGAUUCUGACGAUGAGGAUGACGACGAUGAUGAUUCUGAAGACGACUCAGGUGACAGCGACGAUGACGAAGACGGCAAUGUUGAGACCAUUAAAAGGCAGAAUGCAAUGGAUGUUGACGAAGAUGAUUCAGAUGAUAGUGACGACGAGGAAGAAGAAGAAGAGGAUUCGUCAUCGGAAGAAGAGAUGGUGAAACCGGCUCCUUCGUCAGCUCCCCAAACCCCCAGAGAAACAAAGAAGAAGCAGAACAAAAAUGUGCCCACUGAAAUCACAUCGGUUCCAUCAAGUGCUAGAGGUGAAAGGACUGAAAUUUACUGUGGUGGACUCCCUUUCCAAAUUACCGAAGACGAAGUCAAGGAGCUCUUCGAAGCAGACUGCGGGCCUAUUGUGCGUAUUAACAUGUUGCAGCGCAAGGGUAUCGCUUUCAUCACGUUCGCCAGUGAAGAAUCCGCUCAAAAGGCACUUGAGUAUAACGAAACCUCAUAUCAGGGCCGCACACUGAAAAUCAAUUUAACAGCGGAUCAUGUAAAACCAGCACGCCAAAAUGGAUUUGGUGGUGAACAGAGCGAUGUGCCGCAGAGUGGAACUGAGGUAUGCAUACGAAAUCUCAGCUACAACACUACCGAGGAGACCAUGCGCGAACUAUUUUCCGAAUGUGGUGAAAUUCUGCGUUGUGUGAUCCCCAAAUUUGAAGACACGGGAAAAAGCAUGGGACGAUGUUUCAUCGGAUUCACCAACGAAGAAGCAGCUGCACGUGCUGUAGACUAUGACAACACCGAGAUCGAUGGGAGAACCGUGAGCAUCCAGUACGCCAGACCGAGAUCUGCUAGAGGAGAUUCCCGCGGUGGUCGCGGAGGUUUCGGUGGACGUGGUAGGGGUAACAUGGGAGGCCGAGGUGGAUUCGGAAACAGCCGCGGUGGACGCGGAGGUUUUGGAGGACGCGGUAGAGGCAAUAUUGGUGGUAGAGGUGGAUUCGGAAACAACCGAGGAGGCCGUGGAGGGUUUGGUGGCGGAUCUGGUGAUUUCAAGCGUAAGAAUGACGGUGCUGGCACCAUAGACAUAGAUCCCAAAAAAUCCAAAUCUAUUGUUUUCAACGACUCGGACUAA